This is a messenger RNA of Cornus florida, 1790 nucleotides long. Its product is annotated as cytokinin dehydrogenase 6. The coding region runs from base 18 to 1610 and encodes 530 amino acids. Gene Ontology annotation, biological process: cytokinin metabolic process. The record is from RefSeq and is a predicted model, not a curated record. Lineage: Eukaryota; Viridiplantae; Streptophyta; Magnoliopsida; Cornales; Cornaceae. Gene Ontology annotation, molecular function: cytokinin dehydrogenase activity; FAD binding. The transcript has 5 exons.
CUGAAGAAGACAGAAAAAUGGGAUACCCACCCGUUAUUUUUCUCAGACAAAGUAACAUUCUUUUCAUAAGAACCUUCAUGAUCUUUUUCUUAAGCUGCAUGAUUCUAAAAUUGAAUCUCUGUUCUUCUGGUGUCCCUUCUUCAUUGAAAACCCUCUCCCUUGAUGGGCACUUCAGUUUUGAUGACAUUCACCAUGCAGCCAGAGACUUUGGCAACCGGUACCAGUUCUUUCCUCUGGCUGUCCUUUAUCCCAAGUCAGUUACUGAUAUUGCCACUACCAUAAAGCAUAUUUGGCAAAUGGGUCCUAGUUCAGAGCUCACGGUUGCAGCAAGAGGGCACGGUCACUCACUCGAAGGCCAGGCACAAGCUCACCGAGGAAUUGUUAUCAACAUGGAAUCACUCCACAGACCAGAAAUGCAGGUUUAUACUGGAAAGUUCCCUUAUGCGGAUGUCUCUGGUGGCGAGCUCUGGAUAAAUGUUCUGCAUGAAAGCCUGAGGUAUGGGUUAGCGCCAAAAUCUUGGACAGAUUACCUACAUCUAUCGGUUGGCGGAACUUUGUCCAAUGCAGGCGUUAGUGGGCAGGCAUUUCGGCAUGGCCCCCAGAUAAGCAAUGUCCACCAGCUGGAGGUUGUUACAGGAAAGGGGGAAGCGGUGAAGUGUUCAAAGGAACAGAAUGCAGACCUCUUUCACAGCGUUCUUGGAGGACUCGGUCAGUUUGGCAUAAUUACCAAAGCAAGAAUUUCACUGGAACCAGCACCUGAGAUGGUUAAAUGGAUCAGAGUGCUGUACUCGGAUUUCUCCACAUUUGUCAGAGACCAGGAGUACUUAAUAUCUGCAGAAAGAACAUUUGAUUACAUUGAAGGAUUUGUGAUUAUAAACAGAACUGGUCUCCUAAAUAACUGGAGAUCGUCCUUCAAUCCAAAAGACCCAGUUCAAGCCAGCCAAUUCAAAUCAGAUGGAAGAAGACUCUUCUGUCUUGAAUUGGCUAAGAACUUCAACCCAGAUAAAACUGAUACAAUAAACAAGGAGAUAGAGAGCUUAUUAUCUCAAUUAAACUAUAUUUCAUCGACUCUUUUCCUGUCAGAAGUUACCUAUGUAGAAUUCUUGGACAGAGUUCAUCUGUCUGAAGUUAAACUACGAUCAAAAGGGUUGUGGGAAGUUCCACACCCUUGGCUCAAUCUUUUCGUCCCCAAAAGCAAAAUACACAAUUUUGCUGAAGAAGUUUUUGGCAACAUUCUAACAGAUACAAGCAAUGGUCCUAUCCUCAUCUAUCCAGUUAACAAGUCAAAGUGGGACAACAAAACUUCAGUCGUUCUUCCAGAAGAAGACAUUUUCUACAUGGUGGCUUUCCUUUCCUCUGCGGUUCCUUCUUCCACAGGAACUGAUGGCUUAGAACACAUUUUAACGAAGAACAAAAGGAUUCUGGAUUUCUGUGAGACAGCCCACCUUGGGGUAAAGAUGUAUUUGCCACACUACAACACACAGGAAGAUUGGCAGGCUCACUUUGGCUUACAUUGGGAAAUCUUCAGACAGAGGAAAUUAGCUUAUGACCCUUUAGCGAUCCUUGCUCCUGGUCAGAGAAUCUUUCAAAAGGCAAUAUCCAGUUUAUGACACAGGCCAUAUUUUCAUUUCAAUAAAAAUGAAAAAUAGGCCCUUACAAUGGAUAUUGUAGGGAAACACACUAGUAGCAUAUGCUGUUGUCACAAUUUAAAAGGGAAAAAAAAGAAAAGAAAUAGCAUAUGCUGUAGAUUGAUAAUUAUUAAUUCAAUAUAUUUGGCAUCUUCACAGCAA